Molecule: messenger RNA, 1200 nt
Organism: Suillus paluster
Lineage: Eukaryota; Fungi; Basidiomycota; Agaricomycetes; Boletales; Suillaceae
Exons: 2
Coding region: 1-1200 (399 amino acids)
Source: RefSeq, a predicted model, not a curated record
AUGGGUAAAGAGAUGAAAGGUUAUUUUGUGGGCCCGAUGCCAAUCGGGGAAUUUCUCGAGGAGUUCCUCCCGACUUCUCAAAUACCCGAUUAUGACCCUUCGUCCUUCACUUCAGCCCUCGCUGCUGGCGCAUUUACCGAUAUUAACGCCAUCAAACCUUUCGCUCCUCAAUUGUCGUUUGUCGACACUCAUAAUCAUGCGGACACGCAGAACUGCUCGAAAAUAAAUUCAACAGUAUUCAACGUCAAGCCGGACGUCUGCGUGUAUCCUGGUGGAUAUGAACCUUCAUCGCGCAACUGCGAUAUUUCCGCAACAGAAAUCAUCAUCGAAUUCAAAUGGUCAUACUCCCACGACGCAUUCUGCGAACCUUCUGGAGCUGAUAGCGUUGUAUCCCAGACAGAGAAGGGUAUGGACACGUUGGGACAAAUAACGAGCUAUACUGCAGCUCAGCUUGGCACCCAAUUCCGUACCCACGCAUUCUCUGUCCUGAUCGUGCGUGAUCGCGCUCGCAUCAUCAGAUGGGAUAGGGAGGGAGCUAUCGUCACCAGCGCCAUCAAUUACAAUAACGAGCCAGACUUGGCCGACUUCUUUCAUCGUUACGCACGAGCAUCACCUGAAAUGCGUGGUGUCGAUACUUCUGUAACGCUUGUUAGCGACAAGGAGGCUGACCUCGCAAGGUCACAGCUCAAUAUUCCCAGUACCACUCGCAUGUUUAAAAUCGAAGUCCCUAAUGUCGAGGGCUCUGGCUCCCUCACAUUGAUCAUUCCCCAACCCAUUACCAAACCUCAUUCGCCUGUUGGCCGCUGGACACGCGCGUGUCCUGCAUUUGACCUUGUCAACAAGAAGCUCGUAAUGUUCAAGGACUCUUGGCGGGUAUCGUUACCAGAUGUCUUACCGGAAGGCGAGACUUACAAAUUAUUGAAGUCGCAUAAGGUUUCCAAUAUCGCAAACUGCGUUGCAUAUCAUGAUGUUCCCCCGUCUAUCCCUCAGCAGUCCACUCAAACCGCUAAGUUCGGACACGCUGAAUGGGCAAGUUCGCAUUUACUUCUCACUCCGCACACUCUUCACCGUCUGGUUCUCGAUAUUGUGGGCGAAAAAUUGACUGACUUUGAGAGUUCUCGUCAAUUUAUUCUGUCUGUGCGUGAUGCACUGAUCGGUACGUAUUUUUUCUCAACUUCAGAUAACAUAUCUUAUUCAUGA